GUCUGCCUCUGAAAGGGUCCCCCCCCCCCUUUGAGUCCCCCAGCCACAUGCACUGCACAAAACCUGCCUGCCCUCAGUUCCUGCAAACAUUUCCAAAUAAGGCUCCCAGGCAUUAAGUGGGCCACCUCUGCUAGAGGGGAAUUUAAAGAGAACUCGUGUGGAUGGUGCUGUUUGCAGGAGGGAAGAAGAGAGACUGAGAUCCGGCGGGAGUUUCUAACUCCGGCUCGCGCUCAGAAAGGCUUCUCUGAACCGCGCAGCGUGACCGGGCUCUUAACAUGGGGGACGUGAAACUGGUGACAGCUACUAGAAUCUCCAAAGCCACCUUGACACUAGACCAGUCUUCCUUAAGGUCUCCUGCUCUAAUGGAAGCACCAGCAUUUACUCUACCUCCAAGGAAUAUCCGGGUGCCACUUGGAGGCACAGCCAGAUUUGAAGGAAAGGUCAGAGGCAACCCAGAACCUCAAAUCACAUGGUACAAAAAUGGACAUCUCUUGAUUGGAGGAGAGCGCUGGCUAAUGGACCGCAGCGUUCGAGGGAUUUUCAGUUUGGCGAUCAAAGAUGUGCAAGAGGAUGACAGUGGUCCAUAUACAUGUGAGGCCAAAAAUGAUGGGGGUGUUCGUCAAGUGACUGUGGAGUUAACAAUGGAAGAAAAUGUUCUGAAGAAGUACAGCCUGCCUUUUGCUGCCAAGAGUUCUGGUGGCAGACUUUCUGUUCCUCCUGUGGAGCAACGGCCCAGCAUCUGGGGCGAAUGCCCCCCCAAGUUUGCUACAAAACCUAAUCGUGUCACUGUACGAGAGGGACAGACUGGUAAAUUCUCCUGUAAGAUAACAGGGCGGCCUCAGCCUCAUGUUACUUGGUCCAAGGGUGAUUGUCAGGUGCAGCAGAAUGAUCAUUUCAACAUGUAUGUGAAAGGAGGCAUUCAGUUUUUAGAGAUCCAGAAUGUUCAGCUGACUGAUGCUGGAAUUUAUACUUGCACUGUGAUGAAUAGCGCUGGGAAGGCUUCUGUGUCUACAGAGCUGAUGGUUCAAGGUUCUGAUAAGAGAGAGGUGUGCGCUCAUCCUCCGUGUACCUCAACAGAAUUAACUGUUACAACCAAAGCUGCUGAAACAUCACCAUUCAGGAAGGCCACUAGCAAUGGAAUUGCUAAAGAACUCAAGUCCACUGCCACAGCACUCUUGCUUGAAUCCAAAGACACAGCAGCUAUGAAGAAGGAGACUUUCCUCAUUUCAUCCAAAGAAACCAAACAGAGUAGUUCAGAGCAGACAAGGGAAUUCAAUGUACAGCCACCCAAAGAAGAAAGCCGGGGCUAUCGGGUUCUGCAGAAAACAUCAAGCACCAUAACCCUUCAACCUAUAAAAGUAUCAGCAGGACCAAAGCCAAGAUCAAACAUAACUUCCUUGAGAUGGGAUGAAGAUGGGAAAGGACCGAAGCAGUCUGGGACAACUGAUUGGCAAGCACCUCCCACAGCGAGGCUGUUUAAUUUGAGGACUAAGGAGCCUGAAGACCAUGUUGAAUUAAAGAAAAAAACAGCAGAUAUAAAGAAGGAGUCUCGGGGAUUCCCUCCCCAAUUUGAGAGUCACCCAGAAAGUCAAGAAAUACUAGAAGGAGAAGAUGUUACACUCAAAUGCAAAGUUUCAGGGAAGGCCAAGGUAAAUGUGGAAUGGUUCAAAGAUGGAGCCCAGGUGGAAGCAGGAGAGAGAGUUCAGAUAUAUGAAGAAGAUGGAAUCCAUUGUUUGUGCCUGAAAAACACUGUCUUGGAAAACAGUGGGUCCUACUGUUGCACAGCCUCAGAUGUUAGAGGUCAGACAUCAACCAGGUGGAUGUUAACUGUAAAACGGCCUAAAUUGAAGGAAAUUGCUCCCCACUUUUCCAGCAUAUUGAAAUCAUGCAGCGUAUGUGAAGGGCAAGAUUUUGUGCUUCAGUGCUCAGUUGAAGGAACACCUGUGCCUCAGAUAACUUGGCUCCUCAAAGAUAGACCAAUUCAGUAUGCCCAUUCCAUUUUUGAAGAUGGGAUUGCAAAACUGACUGUUCAAGAUGCCUUGCCAGAAGAUGAUGGCAUUUACACUUGCCUGGCUGAAAACACUGCGGGAAUAGCAUCUUGUAGUGCUCAAAUUACUGUCAAAGCAGAAAAGAAAAGCAGACAGAAAUUGGAACGGACACUUUCUUCUCCAGCCAGCAAAACCUUCCCUCCAAUCUUUCUUAAAGGUCUAACUGAUCUCAAGGUGAUGGAUGGUAGCCAAGUGAUUAUGACAGUAGAAGUUUCAGCUAACCCUGCUCCUGAAAUAAUUUGGUUACACAAUGGGAAAGAAAUCCAGGAAACAGAGGACUUUCACUUUGAGAAGAAAGGCAAUGAAUACAGCCUGUAUAUCCAAGAGGUAUUCCCUGAAGAUACUGGAACGUAUACCUGCGAGGCCUGGAAUGACUUAGGAGAAGCUCGGUCCCAAGCAACACUGACUGUACAAGAACCUCAGGAUGGCAUUCAGCCAUGGUUCAUUAGCAAGCCAAGAUCAGUGACGGCAGUUGUUGGGCAGAACAUCCUUAUUUCUUGUGCCAUUGCUGGAGAUCCUUUUCCUACGGUUCACUGGUUCAGAGAGGGGCAGGAAGUAACACCCGGAGCAGGCUUGGAAUUUCUGCAGAAUGAAGACAUCUUCACAUUGAUCAUAAGGAAUGUGCAGCCCCGCCAUGCUGGGCAGUAUGAAAUACAACUCAAAAAUCAAGUUGGAGAAUGCAGCUGCCAGGUGUCUUUGAUGCUAAGAGAAACUACAGUUGCCAGAGGAGAAAUAUUCAGAGAUGGAAGGCAGACGGAGCGAAGAGAUGCUAGUGAUCAUGAUACACUAACAUUCAGAAGCACUGGUGGCUUCAAAAGGAGUACUGGUGAAGCUCAGCAAGUUGAGGAAGAGCAGGAGGACAUCCGAGGGGUUCUCAAAAGGCGAGUGGAAACUCGAGAGAGCACAGAGGAAAAACUUAGGCAACAGGAGGUCGAACAGGUUGAUUUCCGUGACAUUUUGGGGAAGAGAGUCAGCACUAAAAGCUUUUCUGAGGAGGAACUGAAGGACAUUCCAGCUGAACAGAUGGACUUCCGUGCUAACCUGCAGCGGCAGGUCAAACCCAAGGCCUUGUCAGAGGAGGAAAGGAAAGUCCACAGUCCUCAGCAGGUGGACUUCCGUGCCGUGCUGGCUAAGAAGGGCACACCCAAACCACCUGUGACAGAAAAGGUGCUGGCUUCUAAACCAGCUGCUCCAGAUUUCAGAUCUGUUCUUGGUACGAAGAAAAAAACACCAACUGAAAAUGGUGGUCCCAGUGCCCAAGCCCAGAAUACCAACUCCAGCAUGGAAGUGGAGAGACCCGACCACAAGCCCAAAGUACCAGAUUCCAGUGCCAGUGCUAAGCCAUUGCCAGUAUCCAAGACACUGGAUGACAACAGCACAACCACCAAAACACAGAAUUCCAGCACGACUUCAGAAACUAAGAAUGCUAACUCAAAAUCCAAAAUGCAGAACUCUAGCACCAACUCUGCAGCCCAGACUGUGAAUACCAGUUCUGAAGAGCUGAAUUCCAAACCAGUGGAGAAAAAGGAUAAUGAUAUAAACUGUGAAGAUUGCCCAGUAGUAGAUGGAGGAAUAAUUGAAGAAAAGGUAGAGGAUAACAACGGAGAGCCUAAAAGAACAUCACCAUCGUUUACAGAAAAACUCAAGGACAUCCAUGUAACAGAGGGUGAAAAGUUGGUCUUGCAGUGUCAGGUUUCUUCAGAUCCACUUGCUGCUGUCACCUGGACUCUGGAUGGAAAAGUCAUCAAAUCAUCAAAAUUCAUCGUCCUCUCCCAAGAAGGAUCCUUGUGUUCCCUAACCAUUGACAAGGCCUUUCCAGAAGAUGAGGGUCAAUAUAAAUGCAUAGCUGAGAAUACUGCCGGAAAAGCAGAGUGUGCUUGCAGUGUAUUCGUGGAAGAGUCCUUAAAGGCAACUGAAAAGAAGAGCAAAAAGACAAAAAGUUCCAUUCUUCCUGUCCUUGCAACGGAAAGUGAGGCAACAGUAAAGAAGAAACCAGCUCCAAAAACCCCACCCAAAGCAGCUCUUCCUCCUCAGAUUGUUCAGUUCCCAGAAGACCAAAAGGUUCGGGCUGGAGAAUCAGUGGAGCUAUUAUGUAAAGUCACAGGAACUUCCCCCCUGACAUGUAUCUGGAUGAAAUUCCGGAAGCAGAUCCAAGAGAAUGAACACAUCAAAAUUGAGAAUGCUGAGAACAGCAGUAAGUUAACCAUCACCUCCACAAAGCAAGAACAUUGUGGAUGUUACACAUUGGUGGUAGAAAAUAAGCAGGGCAGCAGACAAGCCCAGGUUAACCUUACCAUUGUAGAUAAACCUGACCCCCCAGCCAGAAGGCCUUGUGCAUCAGAUGUUAGGAGUUCUUCACUUACCAUCUCAUGGUAUGGGUCUUCUUAUGAUGGUGGAAGUGCAGUACAGUCUUACACUGUGGAAAUCUGGAACACACUAGACAACAAAUGGACAGAUCUCACAACGUGUCGUAGCACUUCUUACAACGUCCAGGAUCUGCUGGCUGACAGGGAAUACAAAUUCCGGGUGCGAGCUGCUAAUGUCUAUGGGAUAAGUGAACCAAGCCAAGAAUCGGAGCUAGUGAAAGUAGGAGAGAAGCAAGAAGGCCCUAAAGAGGAAGAGGAGGAAGAGGAAGAAGCUGAAGGGUCUGAUGAAGAAGAGAAAGAAACCGAAGUUGACUAUCGAACAGUAACGAUCAAUAAGGAACAGAAAGUUUCAGAGUUCUAUGAUGUUGAAGAAAGACUGGGAUCUGGAAAAUUUGGACAAGUCUUCAGGCUUGUUGAAAAGAAAACCAGAAAAGUUUGGGCAGGAAAAUUUUUCAAAGCAUAUUCAGCGAAGGAUAAAGAAAACAUAAGGCAAGAGAUUGGCAUUAUGAACUGUCUACAUCAUCCCAAACUUGUCCAGUGUGUAGAUGCCUUUGAAGAGAAGGCUAACAUUGUCAUGGUCUUGGAACUUGUUUCUGGAGGGGAACUAUUUGAGAGAAUAAUUGAUGAAGACUUUGAACUAACUGAGAGAGAAUGCAUUAAGUACAUGAAGCAGAUCUCAGAAGGUGUGCAGUACAUUCAUAAACAGGGCAUUGUACAUUUGGAUCUGAAGCCAGAAAACAUUAUGUGUGUCAACAAGACUGGCACAAAAAUCAAGCUGAUUGACUUUGGACUUGCACGAAGAUUAGAAAGUGCAGGUUCCUUGAAAGUCCUUUUUGGGACACCAGAAUUUGUGGCUCCAGAAGUUAUAAACUAUGAGCCUAUUGGAUAUGCAACGGACAUGUGGAGCAUAGGAGUGAUCUGCUAUAUUUUGGUCAGUGGACUUUCUCCUUUUAUGGGUGAUAAUGACAAUGAAACCUUAGCCAAUGUUACUUCUGCCACCUGGGAUUUUGAUGAUGAAGCUUUUGAUGAGAUCUCAGACGAUGCCAAGGAUUUCAUCAACAACCUUCUAAAGAAAGACAUGAGGGACCGCUUGGAUUGCACACAAUGCCUUCAGCAUCCUUGGUUGCAAAAAGACACCAAACACAUGGAAGCUAAAAAACUGUCCAAAGAUAGGAUGAAAAAGUACAUGGCCAGAAGAAAAUGGCAGAAAACAGGCAAUGCAGUCCGUGCCAUAGGGAGACUAUCCUCAAUGGCAAUGAUUUCUGGUCUAAGUGGAAGAAAGUCCUCUUCAAGUUCACCAACCAGCCCUGUUAAUGCAGAAAAGAUAGAAGCGGAAGAUGAAGCUGCUAACGCUCUCCUGGAAGCAGUUGAUGAAGAAAGGCCCCAUAUGAAGCCAUAUUUCUCUAAAACAAUUCAAGAUAUAGAGGUUGUGGAAGGCAGUGCUGCUAGAUUUGACUGCAAAAUUGAAGGCUACCCUGAUCCUGAAGUGAUUUGGUAUAAAGAUGAUCAAUCUAUCAAAGAAUCCCGGCACUUCCAGAUAGACUAUGAUGAAGAUGGAAACUGCUCUUUAACUAUUUCAGAGGUUUGUGGAGAUGAUGAUGCUAAAUACACCUGCAAGGCAAUCAACAGUCUUGGGGAAGUCACCUGCACCGCAGAACUCAUUGUAGAAACAAUGGGGAAAGAAGGAGAGGAGGAGGAAGAAGAAUAAAGAAAACAUGAAUGGGAAAUUGGAAAGAUCAUCUGGUGAAAGACUUUUUCUAAGGCUCAUGCAGCAUGGCAUUCGAUCAUGGGUUUUUGGUUCAUUUUCAUCAGCACAGGCAGUGGACAUCAGUUUGUUUGUAUUUAUGGGCAUUAACUUGAAUUAGCAAGCACUUUAAAUGGUUGUUGUGCUUGGAUUUAGUUUAAGUUAAAGCAUGAAUUGCAGAGUCCAAACUAUGAGCAUGAACUCACUGUAUGGAAUCCUAAUAUACAGUUUCAACCUGUCAACAGUUUCUUUGCUGAGUUCACUGAUCAGGGGAGGGGGAGGGAACAGCUGUUCUCUUAACAUGGAGAACUUGUAAAACCUGGGAUGUAAUCUUUUUAAAAACACCUGCACAUUAUGCAAUUUGUGUUAAUAUUUCUGAAAUCAGUGGCAAUUACAUGGAUGCAAGAGUGCUUUGAGAACUUGGGGCACAAUCCAUCAGAAAUAUCUCCUGCAAAGGCCCCACUGAAAAGAAUACAGGCUGCCAUGAGUACCUUACGUACACAAAAAUCUCCUGGCCAAUUGUCUUAGGAAUCUAGUUUACAUCUCUUGUCAAGCAGCAACUACCUGUCCUUCAUACCAUCCCAUAGUAUGUUCAUUCAUAUCCUCAAGUGAAGUACUUUCUCCAGCAGCUGGCUUUUUUUCAUAUUUAAAGCAUUCUUCUUCUUAGUUUCCCCUUGGAGCAUUAUGACUUGCAGAUUUAAACAGGGGUACCAAGGUUUAAGCUAAUAUAAAUAUCUGCUUUAAAACUAAACCUUCCAGCUUGACUGCUUUGAGGAUCAUAACCUAAAAGUAGUUACCUACAUUUUUUUUCAUAACUUGGCAGCAGUUUUCCCCUUCUGCACUUUAAUCAGUUGAAUCUUACAAGGGUUUAUUCUCACAUCCAUUUUUUCCUGCGUCAGCAGUAGGGAAAGAUCUCUCUGUUAACUGGCACAUGUAGGAUUUUCCAGACAGCUAAAAAUCUGACAUGUGCACUAUUUUGGAUGUGACAGCAUCUGAGUCCUGGAAAAGCUGGUGGUCUGACACAUCCUGCCUGCUCCAUCACUGGCUGAGGUGGUAUAGGCCACUGUUCCCUCUUUCAGACAAAAAUGGCCAUGGAAUUCUUCCCUAAUCUGUUUUAGCUAAUAACUGAUUCUUCUCCCUGGGAAACAAAGCUUGAAUGUGGUCAAUAAAUGUGUAACUUUGUUGUCAGACUAAAAGAAAAGGAGAUUGUUUCAAAUAUGCUUCUGUUACACAGCACACAGUUAUGCAAGGUUGGUGGUUGUGUGCCUGUGUAUCACAGCUCAGGUUUAAAACUUACUUGUAAUUAUUUGGUGAUUACAUAGAUUUAUCUCUGCUGAUGAUUAGCAGGAAACUGGAGUAGAUGAGGAAAGGGAGUCUAGAUUAUGAGUUUCUCUGUGUCUUCCAAAGAGCCAGAGUUUAACUCAAUAUCUUUGAGGCUAACGCCUUAAAAAUAUUUUAAAUGGCAAUAAUUGAUGAAAGGUAAUCUCUUCUCAACACUGAUUAACAUAUUCAGAUUAAUCAACUUUUCUUUCAAAAUUAGCAACAGCUCAGAAGCGAUAAAACAUUAUGCAUCAUACACAAAUGACAGUACACUGUUUGCGCAUUGUUCCCAUUGCGUGGCUUUUUGCACUUUGUGUGUAAACUGCAAAAAAAAUUGAAUUUAAUGUUUGACUCUUUGAAGAACGCACACAACAGCUUUAGCUCCUCAAGGGGGGUAUAAGUGUACUUUAAUACAGAUUUAUACAGUAUCAUUCUUAGUUUGGUUUAUAUGUCAUAAUCUUAUGUGUUCUAUAUUAUUUGCUCAUCUGCCUGUUUAAAGAAGCAAUUCAGAAGUCCAUGUAUGAAGCUCACUCACAGUUGCUGUGGGCUUUUACAACUGCUUUUUCUUUUUCCUGCUAGGUUGAAUUUACCAGCAUGUUUUUUUCUUUCAAAGCAGAUAAAGAAUUGUUGUUAUAGUAAAAUAUAAUUGUGGCCACAGAUUCUUAUACGGAAAUGUUUUAGUAAGAUUUAGUGCAUACAGAGCAUUUUCACGCAUGUUUUAAAUGUAUUAAAAUGAUGGGGUGUAUUUUUUGUAUUGUAUACCUUAAUUAAAUAUAUACAGAGGUUUUCUGGUUUCUUGAACCAUGAGAACUGCAAGAUAUGAGAACACUACAGCUGUAGUUACUCACGAUUUCUGAAUAAACAAAUACCACAAAGCACCGUGAUAUAA
This is a messenger RNA of Sphaerodactylus townsendi, 8367 nucleotides long. It is a transcript of the gene MYLK, whose product is annotated as myosin light chain kinase. Gene Ontology annotation, molecular function: protein kinase activity; ATP binding; protein binding. Gene Ontology annotation, biological process: protein phosphorylation. The transcript is spliced from 32 exons. The coding region runs from base 276 to 6122 and encodes 1948 amino acids. The record is from RefSeq and is a predicted model, not a curated record. Lineage: Eukaryota; Metazoa; Chordata; Lepidosauria; Squamata; Sphaerodactylidae.